AUGUCGUCUCCGUCAGUUUUUUCGGAGGGAGGGGCGAGUGCGCCUCAGACCGGCGUGGGCUCCUGUCCAGCAGACACCUCCUUUCUCGUCGGCGAAGACGACGACGGGUUGCCUCCUCUCACUGUCUCUGAAGUUUCCCGCCUGUUUGAAGCUCUCACGGCACUUCCCCUUGGCGAUCAAGCGAAACAAGUGCUUGCGACGAGACGGUCAGAUGAGGAACCGUCUUCGGGUCUCUGCUCCGAAUCGCUCUCGGCGUCUUCUCCGUUUCUUCGCCGCAUCCUCUGGCCGCGAUACCUUGGCCUGUUGGAGGGGGCCGAACCUUCUGCCUGGGCUGCGCAGGUGGACCUUCACAGAAAAAAAUAUUUCCAGCUGCGAGAAGAACAGAAGCUGAGCGCAAAGAGGCUGACCGCGCUUGAUCCGCAGAAGUUCCACCCUCUAGCGUCAACGGCAGAUAACCCUUGGAGUCAGAAGCAACAAAACGACAGUUUGAUGGAGGAAAUCUGGAAAGACAUCGAGCGCACCUUCGCGGACCGCACGCUCUUCUGUCGGGACUCCACGCGAAAAGCUCUCCAGCGCAUCCUCUUCACGUGGAGUCGGCAGAACCCGGACGUGUCGUAUAAACAGGGAAUGAAUGAACUUCUCGCGAUCUUUUUCCUCGUUUGCGUCAGAGAACAAGUGCCUGUGUCUUCCGACUCCGGCUCUUUCCCAGAGAAUGUGUCGCCACAUGUGCGCGUCCUUCUUUCUGCGAACGCGACCGACAUCGAAGCCGACGCGUUCUCGCUCUUCAACGCCCUCAUGAACGACUUUCUGAUGCGCGCCGCAUACAUCCCGCCCCCCGCUGCGCCCAAACCGGUCGCCUCUCCCAUGGGAAAUAUCCUGGGCAAAGGAGCCGCUGGAGCCCUGGGAGGACUUGUGGGUACGACCUCUCCGGCUCCGCAGACCCACCAGUCAGCGAUUUUGUGGCGCUGCAGCCACAUCUUCCAUUCGCUCCUGCGGAAAGCCGACAGCACGCUGUAUGAACACCUCGUCGGGGUGGAUAUACAGCCGCAGCUGUUUCUUCUUCGCUGGCUCCGACUCCUCUUCAGCCGGGAGUUCCACGUUCAAGACACGAUCUUCAUCUGGGACGCCAUCUUCGCCGACGCCUACCUGCGCAACCGAGCCUCUGCAGCUGCCUCUUCCUCGCCUUCUGUCUCGUCUUCGUCUGGAUCGGCCAUUCCAUCCAGAGAAGGCACAGAUCUCCUGAGCAGUGGCCGCGCGUCGCUUGCCUCCGGAGCUUCGCCGCCGGGCGAAGGGUCGUCUUCUGGACCUUCCUAUGUCCCUGAGAGACUGGGAGCCUCUGCGUCUUCUCGGCUUCCCCUAACCGAUUACUUUGCGCUGGCCAUGCUCGUGUUUGUUCGUGAAAACCUCUUGGCCAGCGACGAGACGCUGUGCCUCCGACGUCUGCUCAAGUUUCCCCCCAUCGAGUCCCUCCAGCCGCUCAUUCUCCUGGCCCUUUCCCUCCGCUCGCCGCAAAAGCCCAGAGUCCUUGCUGUGUCCAAGCCACCUGGCUCUUCCCCAUCGUCUUCGCGCCACGCGUCUUCUCUUCUUGAAGACGGACCGCACAAACCACCUCAUCACUCCCCCGCAUCUGCCUUUGAAGAAGGGAGAGACGUAGAUGGAACCGGCGUGAAGGGACCUCGGAACUUCCCCUCAUCGUCGCGCGCGCGGCACUCGUCGUCGACAGAGGCUCCCCACAACGUCUCUGCUUCGACGCCUGUCCCUUCUCUCAACUGCGGUCGGGCUCUGCCCCCAACCCGCGGGGACUUGUACCACGUAACGACACCCCAGGCAGCAAGUGGCGCGUCCCCCACUCAGACGGCAGGCCCCGAGAAGGCUGAGCCGCAUCACAUGCAACAGGCACAGGCGAAGCAGCGGUCGGGGUCGGGAGGUGAAGAAGGAAGCAGUACAGAACACCGGGCGCUGCCGCGCGUCGGGGUCUCAGUCGGAAACAGAGACAGCAGUGAAGCCAGCGUCGAUGGAGUGUUACUUGGACGCCACGUCGAAGACAUUGUGGCGACCCUCAAGGCGGCAGCGGUCUCAGAGGCAGCUGCGGCAGCCGAGGGAUCCCCCAGUGGGCGUUCAUCGUCGUCUUCUUCCGCUCCCUCCCCUUCGUGUGCCCGAUCCUUCUCCACCCAGGUUGCGCUGUCUUCCGCAAUCUCUCGUUUGAGUCUUCUGCAACGUAUUCUUGUCGGCGAAUUGCCGUACAGUCCGUCUUUGUUCAUGGCAGAGGAGGAGGCGUUGCUGUCCGUUUCGUCGCCCGCAAGGGCUCUUUCGGCACAGGAGAAACGCCCACAGCCUUCCCGCGCAUCUCAGCUGCCUUCAGGGGCGUCUCGCGCCUUCAGAGAUUCCUCAGACGGUUUUGUUGAUGAGGGCAGACAAAGCCGCUUUGUGGCGGCUCGCGCAGAAAGGCAGCCGAGCGAAAAGAGAAGAGACGGAGAAAUCAGGGUAAGCGAGGAACAGAGACUGCCUGAUGAACAGUUUUAUCGCGGCCGAGGUGAGUACCGAGAACCGGACGCACGCGAGUGUGAAAAGGCGCAUGGAGUUCGCGGUUUCGGCACCGGCGUAACGCGAGGGAGGAAUGGGGAUGACGAGGACGGAAACAAAGGAGGUACCUUCUUCUCUCCUUCCUCGCUGCCUGUUGUUGGAGACUCGCACCGCAAUUUUGCUCAUGCCAAUAAUAGCCAUAACGCAAGCUAUUCGCCAGACGGCGGUCUGGAGGCGGGAUCACAUGAUGGACGCGUUUCAGGCGGUAUACGAGCAACGGUCCUAUAG
Neospora caninum is the source of this 2811-nucleotide messenger RNA. RefSeq lists its product as hypothetical. The record is from RefSeq and is a predicted model, not a curated record. Lineage: Eukaryota; Apicomplexa; Conoidasida; Eucoccidiorida; Sarcocystidae. Gene Ontology annotation, molecular function: GTPase activator activity. The transcript is spliced from 3 exons. Bases 1 to 2811 code for a protein of 936 amino acids. Gene Ontology annotation, biological process: activation of GTPase activity.